CAAAUACAACAAAUAUGGUGUCGCUUGAAACUGUACAAAACAGCAACUCUGCUAUCAAGGAAUAUGGUCCCAACCUGGUGGCAGUUUUUGUGGGUGGCACCAGUGGAAUCGGUGAAAGUACCGCCCGUGCUUUUGUGAAAUAUGCUGUUUCUCCGCGCGUCUAUCUCGUCGGACGGAGCGAGGCUCGAGCUUCCCAGAUUAUCGAAGAUCUCCGCGCUUUGAAUCCAGAUGGACAAAUCAGUUUCAUUAAGGGUGAUGUUUCGCGUCUGCAAGAAGUAGACCAGACAUGCAAAGAAAUUCAAGCCAAGGAAGACAAGAUUAAUCUGUUGGUGCUGAGUGCUGGCAUUUUGACUACCAAGGGGCGUGAUGGUAUGUUUUUAUAUUUUGAUUUUCGCGCCCACUUAUCAACCUCUCUAAUGAAUAAAUCUUAG
Molecule: messenger RNA, 431 nt
Organism: Penicillium verrucosum
Lineage: Eukaryota; Fungi; Ascomycota; Eurotiomycetes; Eurotiales; Aspergillaceae
Exons: 2
Coding region: 15-431 (138 amino acids)
Biological process (GO): secondary metabolic process
Source: RefSeq, a predicted model, not a curated record